AUGUUGACUGGGAAAUUCUUGAAGAAUCUGUCCGGAGUUUGUGCCAGUCUAGCUUCCAGAUGUCAGCUGCACACAUCCAUGCAGCAUCAUUUACCACUAGUACCCAUUGUCAUAGAGCAGACGGGACGGGGAGAGAGAGCAUAUGACAUUUUUUCCAGGCUCCUUAAAGAGAGAAUCAUCUGUAUCAUGGGUCCUAUCCAUGAUGAACUGUCCAGUCUUGUGGUGGCCCAGCUGUUGUUCCUACAAUCUGAAAGCAGCAAGAAGCCCAUCCACAUGUACAUCAACAGUCCAGGUGGUUCGGUGACCGCUGGUCUGGGGAUCUACGACACAAUGCAGUAUGUCCAACCUCCUAUAGCCACGUGGUGUGUUGGUCAGGCUUGCAGCAUGGCAUCUCUUCUGUUGUGUUCUGGAGCUCCUGGACUGCGGCACUCACUUCCAAACUCUAGAGUCAUGAUCCAUCAACCUUCGGGCCAGGCAUCUGGCCAAGCUACAGACAUCCAGAUCCAAGCCGAGGAGAUUCUCAAGCUAAAGAAACAGAUCAACAGGUUGUAUGUGAAACAUACCAACCAGCCUAUAGACACUAUUGAAAAGAGCAUGGAGAGGGACAGAUUCAUGAGCCCACAGGAAGCUCUGGACUUUGGUCUCAUAGACACGGUCCUGGAGCAGCCACCAACACUUGACCAGGAGCAGAGACAAUCAUAG
Candidula unifasciata is the source of this 702-nucleotide messenger RNA. The record is from the annotation of a GenBank genome assembly. Lineage: Eukaryota; Metazoa; Mollusca; Gastropoda; Stylommatophora; Geomitridae.